Molecule: messenger RNA, 4789 nt
Organism: Piliocolobus tephrosceles (Ugandan red Colobus)
Lineage: Eukaryota; Metazoa; Chordata; Mammalia; Primates; Cercopithecidae
Product: golgin subfamily A member 6-like protein 22
Exons: 13
Coding region: 2313-3350 (345 amino acids)
Biological process (GO): Golgi organization; rRNA processing
Cellular component (GO): Golgi apparatus; nucleus; Golgi cisterna membrane
Source: RefSeq, a predicted model, not a curated record
UAUUACACACCCACUUUACCUAAAGCAGAAAUUAAAGCCAGGAGGCGCCAUCCCUUGGCCCCUGAAAAGUACAAAACGAAGUUUGGGGACAGUUCAAGGGCGCUUAGGUUGACCAGUGGCAAUUUUUGUUUCCCGCCCCCCUGCGCACGCGAAUGCGCUUGCGCUGCCAUUGGCUCCCCCUGGGGGGUGAGUCCGGAACUUGCGAACCCUAGAACUUUCCACUCUGAGCUCCAAGUUGCGCUAGGCCCAUCCUUGCUGUGCGUUUCCUAGCGGCUCUCUUGUCUUGCUUGCAGCUUGCGUCCGGAGUAGCAGACAGCCAUGGCCCCGCGGGCCUGGCGCUGACAGACCCUGGAGGGUGUCUUACAGAGGUCGGCAAAGCCACCGGCUGGCACCAGUGCAUCCUCACAUUAAGUGCGCAGAUCCCGAGCUCGGGUGGGACUGGGGUCGCACGUGGACGCGAGCUGCAGACUCCUGGCAAAUUGUGGAGCUGAGGGAAGGAUUCAAGAUGGACUGGCAUCAAAGUUCACUUCUUUAACAAAAGUACUUUAUGACUUUAAUAAAAUAUUAGAGAAUAGUGGGAUCCGUGGAAGCCCUUUAUAAAAACUUGUGAUGGAAAGUUUUGAUGAUGAGCAGACUUUGCAACAACUGGAAUUGCAAAAUGAACCAAUUUUACAACGCUUCCAAAAUGCAGUUAGUGAAACAGAUGAAGAUAUCAGUCUUCACUCCCAGAGAGUGAAGAACAGGAGCGUGAAGAGGCUGGUUCAGAGACAGAGGCUGGUGGCCAGGAGGACCUAGAAGAUUUAGAGGAGAAAGAGGAAGUGUCAGAUAUGGGUGGUGAGAAUCCUGAAGUGGGUAAGAAAGCUAAAAACUCAAGCAAAUUUGAACUGAGGAAAAGCCCAGUUUUCAGUGAUGUGGAUUCUGAUCUUGACUUUGAUAUCAACAAAUUGGAACAGCAGAGCAAGGUGCAAAACAAAGGACAUGGAAAACCAAGAGAAAAGUCCACAGUAGACGAGAAAUUCUCCCAGCUCUCUGAAAUGGAGGCCUAUUUAGAAAACAGAAAAAGAAGAGGAACGAAAAGAUGAUAAUGAUGAUGAGGUGGAAGAUACUGAUUUUUUUUUUGACGAUAUUGAUUCUGAUGAAGAUGAAGGGGGACUGUUUGGAAGUAAAAAAACUUAAGGUAAAAGUUCCAGAAAUGUGAAGCACAAAGAUUUUUUUGGUCCAGUUGAAAGUGAUGAAGACAUAGCAAGUGAUCAUGACGAUAAGCUGGGUUCAAACAAGAUGAUGAAAUUGCUGAAGAAGAGGCAGAAGAACUAAGCAUUUCUGAAAUAUGAAUGACAAAAAUUACAUCUUUAGAAAAAGAGUUAUUAGAAAAAAGCCUUGUCAGCAUCGGGGGGAAGUGACAGCACGGAAGAGACCAGAGAAUAGCCUCUUGAAGGAGACCCUGCACUCUGACCAUGCUGUCCGAAUGGGUAUGCUGCCCUCUUCUGCAAAGUGUUCACUUCUGUGCUUUUUCUAUGGUUCCAUUUCAUGGAUAGAUUUGGGGUGGUGUUUCUUUUCCCUCAACUUUUUAUUUUAAAAGCUUACAAACACAGAAAAGUUGAUAAAAUCAUACAGUAAACAUCUGUAUGCUAUACACCUGGAUUCACUAGUUAACUUUUUGUCAUAUUUGUUUUCUCUCUUCCACAUAUGGAAGAUUGUAUAUUUGCCCUUUUUCCCCCGAAUCAUUUCAAAGUAAGUUGCCAGUAUGAUAGCAUUUCACUGUUAAGUACUUUUGCAGAUAUCUUCUAAGAACCAGGACAUUCUCCUAUAUAAUCACAAUACCAUUAAUCCACCCAAAAAGAUUAACAUCAAUAUACUAAUGAUACCUAAUGUAUAGAUUAUAAUCAGCUUUCUUGCAGUAAUCUAUUUAGAAGGCUUGCAUCCUGUCACUGUCCACUGAUUAAAUUUUGAAACCUUAACUUGAAAACCUGGUCAUCUCAUUGCCUUCUUUCUUAUACCCAUUAAGUCAAAAUGAGCUCUCAUUUUAUUUCAAUGGAAAAGAGAAUGGAAAAGAGGGGAAGGGUCCCUAGGUAUCUUGGGUAAAGUAUGAGCACUUACUACCAUAUGUAUGCUAGUUCUGUAGUUUUCAAACUUCAGGGAGCAUCUCAAGGCUUAUUAAAGCACAGAUAGCUGUCCCUCUUCCCCACUUUGUGAUUCAGGAGGUGUGGGGCUGGCCCAGCAAUUUGCAUGUCUAACAAGUUCCCUCAUGUGGCUGAUGCUGAGGGUCUAAGGACGACAAUGCGAGAAUCAGUGGUUUAGUGGAUAUCUACCUAAUGAAUACAUGUUGCAUCUGCUUUAGUGCCUGUAAUUACAGAGGAAACGCCUUUCAACUGGAAGCUAUCAUUAAACAGAGGAUAAGGGAUCAGUACAUCGAGGAGUUAACAAAGGAGAGGGACGCCCUGAGUUUGGAGCUGUACAGAAACACCAUAACCGAUGAGGAGCUGAAGGAGAAAAAUGCCGAACGGCAAGAAAAACUUCGACUUGUAGAAUCUGAAAAGUCUGAGAUCCAGCUCAACGUAAAGGAGCUAAAAAGGAAGCUGGAGAGGGCCAAGCUCCUGCUGCCACAGGGUUCAAACCAACACUUUCACUAUUCCAGCAGCAGCUACAGGCGGAUGCUGACUACCUGGGAACACCUGGAAGCUGCCAUCCAGCAGAACCAGCAGCUGCAGGCCCAGUUGAGCCUCAUGGCUCUCGCUGGGGAAGGAGAUGGACUGGACAGGGAGGAGGUGGAGGAGGAGGAGGCACCUGGGCCCAUGCCAAGCAUCUCAGAGGAACUGAAGAGCCAGGAGGCCAUGGUGGAGCUGGUGUUUCCGCUUGUGAGUGACCGUAACCAGGGGCAUGGCGGAUUGCAGGCAGCUGCCCAGAACCCUGCUGAUGAGUCCGCACCAGGGACCCCAGGCCCUCAGGAGCUUGGAGCUGCCGACAAGCAGGGUGCUCACAAAACAACAGAAUACAUCAUUUUAUACAUGGUAUCUCUUCUCAAAAACGUCCAACAUAGGCAAUUCUUCCUCCAACACUGCAACAGACUACUGUUCCUCUGGGUCACAACUGGCAACAGUAAAGUUCUUCAAGGAGACUCAGUCAAAAGCACCUAUUUCAUAAAGAAGCACUUUAAGAUUAACUUGAAAUGCUGCCUCUGUGCUGAUGCACCUCCAUGUGGACUGUCUGCGACUUGGCCACGCAGCGCAGUGCCUGCUUUAGGUUGCCCACGGCCUUCCCCAUGGUGCCACUGGAAGGAGUGGGGUCCUGGCCUGAACCUGGUCACCACCGCCUCAUGCCCCUGCCUCAAAUGUCCUUACUCACAUUUCUGAGGAAGCCCUACAUUUUCAAAGAUUAUUUAGUAAUUAGCCCUUUCCCUUUUAAAACUAGAAUCAAAAGUGAUGAAUAUAUUCAUAUCACUAUAUCACUGAUGGGAAUUAAGAAAAUUUUUAAAAAAUGAGGGCCUCUUGCCAACUAUAAAUGACACAAUAUUUUGUUUUAUCUGUCAUUUUAAACUCAUUUAUGGUUUUCCAGUAGACCUGAAAACAGACUGAAAUCUACUCUGAAUUACCUAGUAAUCAAGUGAUUGGCUACUCCAUUCAGUGAACUGACAAAAAAAUCUGUUAGGAAAUACAUUUAAAACAAGUAAGGAAAUCUAUUUACUAUAAAACAGGAAUAGCAGGCUAUUGGGUUUAGCAGUCAGAAAUCAUACACAACAACGAAUGGAGACAACUGUUCAUGACAUAGCAUUACUGAGAAGAACUCAAGUUGACAGGAUGAGCUAUGUCUCUGGGCUUUGAAGACAAUGAAAUGCAUCCCAGAACAAUUCUUUAGUUGAGUUGCAUCAACACCUCUGCUUAGUAGUCUUCUGUGAAGAUGGCCCUGGGAGAUCUUUUCUAGAAAAUUCUUUAAAAUGUCUUGAGUGGGGGCUUCAUUCCUUGCAAAAUUAUUCAGGUAAAUAAACCCUCUAGUGCAAUUCCUCUAAGAUGGACUGAAAAUAUAGGUUAGUUCUGUUUAACAAAAGCAAUCCUUUAUCUUCCACCACCUCCUAAUCAUAAAUCUAUCACUAAACUCUACCUAUUUUCUUAAAACUCCGUGUAUACCUUUAUUUUCUUUAGAUCUCAUUUUAAUAGCAGGAUUAAAGAACAGAGGAUCUUUAAGCUAGUUUAUUUACAAUUCUAACAAAUUACUGACAAGUUGAAUUAGAGAGUAUUGAAAUUUCACAUAAGAGACAAAUUGGAAAUUUCUGAAUUUUAGUGAUUUUUGCUUCUUUGACUGAAACAAGGAAAAAAAAGAAAUUUUAUACAUACCUUCUUUGGAAGGAAGACGACAAACCCUCCGACACAUAGACAUGAAUGCAUACAAAUAUUUUUCCAAACUAUCAUCAGUUUUCUUAUGUAGCCUAGCCAUAGCUCUAAAUUUUGUCCAAUCAAAAUGGCCUCUGUCAGGGUCAAAAACGACUCCAAAUGUAGAUACAACCCUAUAAAAGUCAGCUUCUUCUCUUCUUGUCCAUCUGUUUUGAGUCAGAUUAAAACAAAAACCACACUGGUCACUAAAAUUAAUAUUAAUACUAAAUAUAAUUACUAUAAUACAAACUUAAAACAUUUCAAGUACUUAACACUAUAGGAUUAAAUACAAGAUUGCUGCCUUGUAAAACAUUUUAAAAUGCUAGUUAACUCAUCUAUCCAACCAUACUUUUUUAAAAAAAUUUACUUUUAAUGGGCCGAGUGUAGUGGCUCACGCUUGUAAUCCCAGCACUUUGGGAGGCUGA